Messenger RNA from Phoenix dactylifera (date palm), 816 nucleotides. RefSeq lists its product as uncharacterized. Lineage: Eukaryota; Viridiplantae; Streptophyta; Magnoliopsida; Arecales; Arecaceae. The record is from RefSeq and is a predicted model, not a curated record.
AGGGUCUUUUCCUCUAACCUCUUCUUUAAAUACUAGCCCUCCCUCCACCAUUCGCCCUUGGGGCCUUAAUAAAUCCUUCUGGUCCAGCAGAAGAACUUUAUACGGCAUCCAAGAAAAAUAUAGUAUUGAUGGGGAAUUGCUUAGUUCUUCAGGAGAAGAAGGUGAUCAAGAUCAUGGGAAUGGAUGGGAAGAUCCUUAGAUACCAAUCACCUGUGAAAGUUCAUCAACUGCUAUGUGAAUUCCCUGGGCAUGCCAUCUCCGAUGCACUUCCUGUCAUCGGCCAUCUCGAUCCUGCAACCGAUAUGAGAAGCGGGCAGCUCUACUAUCUUGUCCCUCCGAAGACGCCACUCAAGGAGACCGGAAAUGGAAAUGGAGUUGUUAGGAUCGAGCUGGUCAUCAGCAAGCAGGAGUUGAAGGACUUGCUGCUGAAGGGAGGAGGGGUCACCUUCGACAGUAUGAUAUCUCUCGUUCAGAGAGGACCAAGCAAUGAUGGCACAAGUGGUGAUGGUGAAGAGAAGUGCAUCGAGUGGAGGCCUGCUUUAGAGAGCAUACCAGAAGGGAAUGAUUGCUAGUUACAACUACUGUGCUUUUUAGAACUUCAUAGGAUGGAAAAACUUGCUUCGCCAGCCUGCAUGCAUGUAUACGGAUGAGUUUCUGAGUUGGGGUUCUCCUCCUCUUUUCUUUAUAUACCUUGCUUGUCUAGAAAAGGCGAGGAUAGCCCAAGAGCCAUAUACUCAACUCCAUCUCCUUUAAAGCUUCUGAAUGGAAAUCUUGUUAGUUGCUGGAAAUUGUUAACUGAAGUUCUUCUUUUUUUAA